Molecule: messenger RNA, 716 nt
Organism: Solanum dulcamara
Lineage: Eukaryota; Viridiplantae; Streptophyta; Magnoliopsida; Solanales; Solanaceae
Product: NADH-ubiquinone oxidoreductase 20.9 kDa subunit
Exons: 2
Coding region: 132-440 (102 amino acids)
Source: RefSeq, a predicted model, not a curated record
GGGUCAGCCCGUUACGAAAGAGGAACAAAUACAGAAACUGAAGUUGCUUUUUUUCCGAUCGUAAAAUUCAACUGGAGUAUCCGCCGGCGGCUACUGACCAGAAGAAGAGCAGCUAAGAAGGAAGAAGGAAAAUGAACACAGAUAUCACAGCAUCAACAAAGCCCGAAUACCCAGUUGUAGAUCGAAACCCACCUUUUACUAAAACCGUCGGAAAUUUCAACACACUCGAUUACCUCCGGCUCACCACCAUCACCGGGAUUUCCGUCACCGUCGGAUACCUCUCCGGAAUAAAGCCAGGGAUUAGAGGGCCAUCAAUGGUUACCGGAGGUUUGAUUGGGCUAAUGGGUGGUUUCAUGUAUGCUUACCAGAAUUCUGCUGGCAGGCUCAUGGGUUUUUUCCCAAAUGAAGGAGAGGUAGCCAAAGCCAAGUACAAGAUUUAACUGCUUCCCUUUAAUUUUCUUGGUUAUUUUGGAUUCCCUUUUGUAGUUUCCCGGAGAUGUUAUGGAAACAGUGGGCAUUUCUCUUUCUUUUUGGGAACUUUGUUGAAAGUAAUAUCUUUAAUAAUCAGUCUGGGAGUUGACUAUGCAUUAUUUAGUGUGAUGAUGUUGUGAAAUGAACGUAAAUGAGAGAAUUGAGAUUCAUAUUGCCGACCCCAACUUGUUUGGGACUCGGGCAUAUUUGUUGUUAUUUUUGAAUCAAGUGGAUCAUAUUCUUCA